UGAUGCAGCCUGCUGCAAACGGGUAAAGGUGCACAGGGAAAUAACCUUGCAGGGAGUCCUCCCCCUCCUCCUCCUCCUCCUCCUCCUCCUCCUCCCUCCGCGGGGAGCAGAGUCUGCGGGCAGCGCAGGUGCCCGCGGGGCCAGCAGCGCCGGGGCCUGGAUGUCGGCAGCAGCUCCGGAGGCUCUCUGAGGCUCGGGCACGGCAGGAAUGGCUCUCGGCAGGAGGAACUGGUCCGAUCUCUCCAGCCUGGCCAGGCAGAGGACCCUUGAGGAUGAAGAGGAACAGCAAAGAGAGCGCCGGCGAAGGCACCGGAACCUGCUGUCCUCAUCCUCAUCAGUGGAUGAAGAACCUCUCAGCCCUGCAAAAGACACCAGUGCAGCUCCCAGCAGACCGCAGUCCCUGGUCAAGGCGCUGCUCCCGGAGGACGGGAAGGAGCGGAAGCUGUCGGAGGUGCUGAACACGCAAGAAGCCAGAAGGACAAGGGCCCCGAUGGCCAUCUCCGAAAAGCUGAGGCAGGAGAAGGAGCAGCGGGAGCCGGGGGGGGGAGCGAGCCCUGCCGAGCCGGGGCCACAGCCGCCCGCGGGGCAGGAGAGCAUCCAGGCUGGAGAGCAGGGGCGAGAGGUGGCCAAGGGCAGACAGGACCCGCCCGGAGAGCAGCAGCUGGAGUCAGCCUCCGAGAGGAAGGUGGUGGUGAGGGGACGGCUGCAGGACAAAGAGGAGCGAGGUGUGGGAGCGCCUCGGGGGGAGCAGAGGAAGGAGGCGGCAGACCCACAGCAGCAGGCACCGCCGGAGGUGGGGAGCUGCCGGCUGCGAGAGGUGAAGAUCCUGAGCAGGCAGGGGAGCCGCAGCGCCGAGGAGAAGCCAGCCCCGGGCGGCAGCUCAGCGCUGGAGCUGCAGCAGCCAUCCAGGAGCCCCUCAAAGGUGGUGAUACAACUGUCUGCCACCCAAGAGGUGUCUGCAGAGAAGUCAGAAGCUUCUCCAAGUCACAUCAGCUCCAUCAGAAGAACCAGCCCAAGAACUGUCUCCUUUCGGAUGAUCUCAAGGAAGGAGAAGGAAGAAAGCCAAAGCCCUCUGACGAGGAGUGCGAGUCUGAGGAUCCCAGGGAGCAGCACUGCCACCAUUGGGGAGAAGCUGGAGAAGUACACCUCAGCCGUGCAGCGCUCAGAGGGGGCCAAGUGCUGCCUGGCUGCACAGAAGGGGCUGGUGCUGCCCUCCGAGGGGGUGGCCACCAAGCGCAGCUUCUUCGAGGCCAGCGCCCCCGGCAGGGCUGAGCCUCUGCCCGGCAGGAAGGACAACCUGAAGAUCCCAGGCUCGGUGACAUCUCGCAUCAACCUGUGGAUCAGCCGAGCUCAGGAGCCUGCCAAGGAGGAGAAGAGCAAGGACAUCAGGAGAGUAAACAGCCUGGCAAGUCGGGAGGUCUGGGUGAGGAGGUCUGGAGGCACCCCCGGAGACACCAAGCUUCCCACCUUCUGUUGCAGCUGCAAUAGGAUGACCUGGGCAAGCCUGGUUUGCUCUGAAGACCAAAGCCAGCCCUGCCCACCCGUCCAGCUCACUGUCACAAGUCUGCCAUGCUGUGUGUAGGUGCAGCACAGCUCACCAGGGGCUCCUGCUUGUGGGAUGGAAGGAAGGAGGCUGGAAGAUUAUCCCUGUGCCCCCAGCCCUCACUUGCAGCCUGUUUGGGAGCUCUCUGGCCUGGAGACUUCUUGCAGAUGCUGAGGGCAGACUCAUGUCUGACUUCCCCCCAAGGUUUCGGUGCCUCCCUGGCUGUGCCCCCACGACCACUUGCAAAGAGGAUCAGCCCAAGCAGCUCCCCUGCAGCUGGGCCGUGCCAGGGGGGCAAGAACCUGCCUGCCCAAGGGAACUUCAGCUGCAGGUGCAGGGACCUUGUCCAUCCCUGCUGCCUGGCUUGCGUGGGCUGAAGUGGGUGGAGUGGAGGUCUCCUCCACCAGGCUGUCACUGCUGCAGGGAGCCAGUCAAAGGCACUGUGUAGCCUGGAGAUGCCUCCUGCAGGAAGGGUGGACUCGAUGGCCUCAGUGCUUCCUCCCGACAGGCAGCUGAGCCAAAGCCAGAGGCUUGGCCUCCACCCUGUGGUGCAGGUUAAGGCCUCUGGAGGGUGUAACAGAUAAUCCUUAACCUACACCAUCCUGCCCUCACCACCCCCUGCCCCCUGCAAGCAGUGCCCCUUUCACUUACUUGAUACAGGGAGCGUGGGCUGGCCAUGGCCCUCUGCUUGGGGUUGCCUGGAGCUGUGCUGGGCCCCUGCUGCAAACUCCUUUCCCUGUCCUCCCCCUCCCCAUCCUGAGCCCUUUGCUCAUGGCUGUGUAGACCUCUGGUCCUGCCCUCCAGCAGGGAAGGAGGUGCUGGGGUGGUCUCUUGAGGCCAGCUUCAGGGUGCCACGGGCAGCCCAUGGAGUGAUGCUCAAAGCCCUGUGCUGGAGCCUCUCAGUGUGCUGGGGCUGUGCCUCCAGCAACCACUGUGGUGUCCGAAUUGGCUGUGGGACUCUGCUGCUGCCUCUGGGUCUGGUGUUGCUUGCUGGGCUUUGGAAAGGAUUUUGGCUUCUCUGUGCCUUAUUUUUUUUGUUUCUAAUUUCUAAUAAAGGUUUCUCUUUCUAA
This is a messenger RNA of Pogoniulus pusillus (Red-fronted tinkerbird), 2613 nucleotides long. RefSeq names its product ladinin 1 (gene LAD1). Gene Ontology annotation, molecular function: structural molecule activity. The transcript is spliced from 10 exons. Bases 209 to 1582 code for a protein of 457 amino acids. The record is from RefSeq and is a predicted model, not a curated record. NCBI's taxonomy places the organism in Eukaryota, Metazoa, Chordata, Aves, Piciformes, Lybiidae.